Molecule: messenger RNA, 5783 nt
Organism: Entelurus aequoreus (snake pipefish)
Lineage: Eukaryota; Metazoa; Chordata; Actinopteri; Syngnathiformes; Syngnathidae
Gene: pgm2l1
Product: phosphoglucomutase 2-like 1
Exons: 14
Coding region: 196-2124 (642 amino acids)
Biological process (GO): carbohydrate metabolic process
Molecular function (GO): magnesium ion binding; glucose-1,6-bisphosphate synthase activity; intramolecular phosphotransferase activity
Source: RefSeq, a predicted model, not a curated record
AAUGGAUGGAAUGAUUUUGCCUUUAAUUUGUCGGACACCCGGAAGUCGUGCUGAUGUCCGAGGACUUGACUGCGUGAGGUCGUUUGUGUUCCAACUUUGCGAAAGGAAACAUUUGAUGCCGCUAUAUUAAAUUAGCAUUAGCAUUAGCGUGCCAGCAGAGUGGCAGAGAAAUGGGAGUCAUUCUCGCACCGCAGCAUGGGCGACGCUAAGCGGCACGACGACGCUGUGACGGCCGAGUUGAGGCUGCCCAUCACCGGGGAUUGUCAGCUGGACGAGGCGGUGCUGCGGUGGCUCAGCUGGGACAAGAACGUUCACACUCGCGCUGAGCUGCUGGCUCUGUUGGCGUGGCCUCAUGUGGACGAGCUGAGGUCCAGACUGAGCAGCAGGUUGACCUUUGGCACGGCCGGCCUCAGGGCACCCAUGGGGGCGGGCUUUAACCGCAUCAAUGACCUCACCAUCAUCCAGGCCACACAGGGCUUGUGCGCGUACCUGCUCAGGUGCGUUCCGGACACGGCCCACAGAGGCGUGGUGGUGGGCUUCGACGCCAGGGGCCGGCGUGAGAGCGGCUGCAGCAGUGAACGGCUGGCGGCGCUCACGGCCGCUGUGAUGCUGAGCAGAGACGUCCGCGUGCACCUCUUCUCCAGCUACAUCCCCACGCCGUACGUGCCUUUUGGCGUCCUCGAGUUGGGCGCGGCGGCCGGCGUCAUGAUCACGGCGUCCCACAACCCUAAAGAGGACAACGGCUACAAGGUGUACUGGUGUAAUGGCGCUCAAAUCGCCUCCCCUCACGACAAAGGCAUCCUGAAAAGCAUGGAGGAGCAUCUGGAGCCCUGGAGCGCCUCCUGCUGGGACGUCCAGCUGGUCCACACGAGCCCCCUGAGGACAGACCCCCUGAGCCACGUGGACCGCCGCUACCUGGACCAGCUCGCCAGUCUCUGCUUCCACAGACAGAUCAACAGCAGCUGUCCUCUCAAGUUUGUCCACUCGUCCUUCCACGGCGUGGGACACGUCUUCGUCCGUCAAGCCUUCCAAGCGUUCGGGUUCCCUCCACCCAUUCCGGUGCCGGAGCAGAAAGACCCAGACCCGGACUUCCCGUCUGUGCGCUGUCCCAACCCGGAGGAGGGCGAGUCUGUCCUGGAACUCGCUCUACUUCUGGCCGAGAAGGAAAAGGCCCGCGUCGUCCUGGCGACGGAUCCUGAUGCGGAUCGACUGGCGGUGGCGGAGACGUGCGACAGGUGUGAGGGUCAGGUGGUGGUGACGGAGCCCGGAAAGGGGGCGUGGUCUGGCCACAGGUGUCGCUGGAAGGUUUUUUCCGGGAACGAGCUGGCGGCGCUCCUGGGCUGGUGGAUGUUGUUCUCGUGGAAGGAGACGCACGACGACCCUGCUGACCUGCAGCACGUCUACAUGCUCGCCACCACCGUGUCCUCCAAGAUCCUGCAGGCUCUGGCCCGCGUCGAAGGCUUCCACUUCGAGGAAACGCUUCCGGGCUUCAAAUGGAUCGGAAACCGGAUCCACGAACUCACCGGAAGCGGAAAGACUGUUUUGUUUGCCUUCGAGGAGUCCAUCGGCUUCCUGUGCGGCGCGCUGCUUCCUGACAAGGACGGCGUGAGCGCGGCGGCCGUGGUGGCCGAGAUGGCCGCUUACCUCCACCACAGGAAGCUGAGCCUCCAGCAACAGCUGCACAACAUCUACCUGACGUACGGCCAUCACGUCUCCACGAGCUCCUACGUCAUCUGCAACGACGCCGCCACCGUCCACAAGAUCUUCGCCCGGAUCAGAGACUUCGACGGCCGAGGCUCGUACCCCGACACCUGCGGCGGCGUGCGCAUUGUGCACGUGAGAGACGUCACCACGGGAUACGACAGCAGCCAGCCUGAUUGCCGCUCGGUUCUCCCCGUGAGCAGGAGCGGUCACAUGAUCACCUUCACGCUGCACAACGGCGUGGUGGCCACGCUGAGAACGAGCGGCACGGAACCCAAAAUCAAAUACUACAGCGAGCUGUGCGCCACGCCCGGAAUCAGUGAUGUGUGCUGUCUGGAGGCGGAGCUUAAGCAGGUGACCGACGCGCUGGUGGAGGAGUUUCUCCAGCCGGAGAGAAACAAGCUGAUUCGCCGCAUUGUGUGAAGUCCUCGUUCUUCUACGGACUGCCAGAGAGGGCGCCGCUGCCUCGCUUGCCUCGCCGCCGUCAGCUCCAAAUCAACCACAUCAAACGCGUCCCACAAGAUGGCCUCCAUCUGCUCGCCGCCGCACGUCGCCGCAGCAAGCUGAGGGAAUGAGUGACACACGCUCCUCGUGAGGACAUUGAAACCAUCUCCCGCGCAUUCUUCGGACAAGUAACUCCGCGGUGUUCGUGUGACGCCCCCCGCUGUUCUGCACGGGUUCUCCGAACGAGAGUGCACGAGCUAGUCAUCGAGCUGAAGGCCUGAGCUUCCCAGGCGUCAGGGAGUGAUGUUUACAAACACACACUUGCACAGCCACACUGGCUCCUACAUGAGUACACAGCUUUUUGGGGGGGACUUGGGGGGCCGCAUUGGGCAAAAAGAAUUUGGCCGGGGGCCGUAAGCCGAUUGCAUGUAAAGUAACUAAUAUAUAUAACAAUAUCUAUCACCUUAUGUAAAUAACUAUAUAUCUAUAUUUACACACACAUAUAUACACAUUUUUGUACAUACACAUAUAUACAGUCGCGAUCAAAAGUUUACAUACACUUCAGUGUUUCCCCCAGAAAAUGUGUUAGUUAAGGUGGUGUCUCUCCAGGUGGAUGGGUGGGUGUAAGGAACAGCGUAACUCGGCCUGACGCCAUCACGUCUCCAUCUCAUCGCUGCCACCACAGCCUGGGGGGGCAAUAGACUACAGACUGUGGUGAAGUAGGCCGGCUUCGUCGCGUGAGGAAGCCUACAAUUUUUGGUUGUGUUUUCCGCUCCAUAUGCUGAAUGCCGAUAUACCAGGGGUCACCAACCUUUUUGAAACCAAGAGCUACUUCUUGGGUACUGAUUAAUGCGAAGGGCUACCAGUUUGAUACACACUUAAAUAAAUUGCCAGAAGUAGCCAAUUUGCUCAAUUUACCUUUAACUCUAUGUUAUUAUUAAUAAUUAAUGAUAUUUAUCUUUGUGGAAACACUGAUCAUCUUAAUUAUUUUUCACAAUAUAUAUAUAUAGAAACAGAUAAAUAUCAAUAUGCAACACUUUAUUUUUAUAUUUUCUCUAAGUGCACAUUUUUCAAAUUGAACAUUUUCAAAUGAUCACUUCUAAGACAGUCUUGUGAAAUCACAAUAUCCUAUUUUAACUAGCUAGCCACUAACAUUUUUUAACAAAUCAUGAAUUACUUUGCACCAUGUUUGUACAAAUAAUAACUCAUGUAAAAUACAAAAGUCAACUCUCAAAUUUUUAAAUAAAUCAUGUCACACUUUGAACUGGACACCAAAUCUGUUAUCUGUUUCUUUGUCAGUUAGUGAAGACCAAGUCUUUAAAAUAUUUUCUUGGAUUUUCAAAUUCUAUUUGAGUUUUGUCUCUCAGAAUUAAAAAUGUCGAGCAAAGCGAGACCAGCUUGCUAGUAAAUAAAUAAAAUUUAAAAAAUAGAGGCAGCUCACUGGUAAGUGCUGCUAUUUGAGCUAUUUUUAGAACAGGCCAGCGGGCUACUCAUCUGGUCCUUACGGGCUACCUGGUGCCCGUGGGCACCGCGUUGGUGACCCCUGCGAUAUACUAUAUAUAUCUAGAUAUUUUUUCCGUAAAGUAAAAACAAUACACUCCUAGUUACCUCAGAUACUAAGUAUGUCAUUAUUAUGACUUAGUAAGUCAAUAUUUUGACUUAUUAAUUUACUAAGUCAAAAUAAUGACUUACUAAGUCAAAAUAAUGACUUACUAAGUCAAAAUAAUGACUUAAUAAGUCAAAUUAAUGACUUACUGUAAGUAAGCGUUUGCAAUAAGCGUUUGAAAAAAAAGAGUUAAAAGUGGGGCCACGUGCUGACAUAUGCUCAUCUCAUCAUGCUUAAUUUAUUACAGCAUUUGGGGAAGCCUGUAGUUGAUUUUUAUUAUGUAAAUGUUAUAUUUUUAUCAACAUGUGAUAGCAGGGACCCUGCCAUUCAAAACUAGGCUGCUACAUUACUAAUGAUUAAUGUAACUAUAGCUGAAAAAAAAGUACAAUAGCAAUAGGAGAGACUAUUCAUCCCUGAACACCAUGGAGUUCAUGUAGGCUUUAUGAGGCAGUUACAUUAUUAUAUCAACAGAGACAGAAACUCUUCAUUUAACAUAAUGUCCUUUUUUGCUGCUUCAACACAGCUCAAUCAACACAGAAAAAGGUAAAGUGAAAUAACUUAGUUGUUAAUUGUAGGUCAAUAAUGCUUGCGUUUCUCUCAGACAGACAGGGCUUUGCUGUCCGUUUAAUGUGGGGCGCACACGCACGCACAGUGAGCUAACGUUACGCUAAAACCUAAUUAGCCUUCACCUAAAGGACUGCGAGCGAGCUGAGCUGCCGCUUAUGUUUCUAGAACGUCAACGGGCUCAUAGUGAUGUUACUUGUAGUUGACUGGGAGGUGUUUAUUUUAAUUUGGGGAGAGUCCGCUGCCUUAUGCUCACCUGCCAAAUACCAAUCUGCUCACCCGCACCGUCUCUCCUCUCUGCCUGCCUCUGUCGUGAGCACUGACUCCAUGCACUCUGAAUACUCACUGCUGAUUGGCUGUUACAUGCGCUCUGAAUACUCACUGCUGAUUGGCUGUUACAUGCGCUCUGAAUACGCACUGCUGAUUGGCUGUUACCGCUCUGCGUGUAACCAAUCAGAUGGUUCUGUGGGUGGGACAAUGCUGGGUGCUGCAGAGACGUACUGACAGAGGCAUAACGAAGCGUAGCAGCUUGUUAAGACGUUAGUUUAGGCGGUGGCUCUUUGUUGUUCAGGCAGCCGCCUGAACAACAAAGCGCUGCGGGAAACCCUGCACUUGGAAAGAACAUAAUGUCAUGGCCGUCUUGAGUUUCCAAUAAUUUCUACAACUCUUAUUUUUUUGUGAUAGAGUGAUUGGAGCACAUACUUGUUGGUCACAGAAAACAUUCAUGAAGUUUGGUUCUUUUAUGAAUUUAUUAUGGGUCUACUGAAAAUGUGACCAAAUCUGCUGGGUCAAAAGUAUACAUACAGCAAUGUUAAUAUUUGCUUACAUGUUCUUGGCAAGUUUCACUGCAAUAAGGCGCUUUUGGUAGCCAUCCACAAGCUUCUGGCAAGCUUUUGGUUGAAUAUUCUUGACAAAAUUGGUGUAGUGCAGCUAAUUGUGUUGGUUUUCUGACAUGGACUUGUUUCUUCAGCAUUGUCCACACGUUUAAAUCAGGACUUUGGGAAGGCCAUUCUAAAACCUUAAUUCCAGCUCAAUUUUUGUUUCAUCUGACAUCACAUGGACAAAGAUAAGACCUUCUGGAGGAAAGUUCUGUGGUCAAAUGAAACAAAAAUUUAGCUGUUUGGCCACAAUACCCAGCAUGUUUGGAGGAGAAAAGGUGAGGCCUUUUAUCCCAGGAACACCUUACCUACCGUCAAGCAUGGUGGUGGUAGUAUUAUGUUCUGGGCCUGUUUGCUGCCAAUGGAACUGGUGCUUUAAAUGGGACAAUGAAAAAGGAGGAUUACCUCCAAAUUCUUCAGGACAACCUAAAAUCAUCAGCCCGGAGGUUGGGUCUUGGGCGCAGUUGGGUGUUCCAACAGGACAAUGACCCCAAACACACGUCAAAAGUGGUAAAGGAAUGGCUAAAUCAGGCUAGAAUUAAGGUUUUAGAAUGGCCUUCCCAAAGUCCUGACUUAAAUGUGUGGACAAU